Molecule: messenger RNA, 7538 nt
Organism: Cryptotermes secundus
Lineage: Eukaryota; Metazoa; Arthropoda; Insecta; Blattodea; Kalotermitidae
Exons: 18
Coding region: 562-4272 (1236 amino acids)
Biological process (GO): DNA-templated DNA replication; double-strand break repair
Molecular function (GO): DNA-directed DNA polymerase activity; DNA binding
Source: RefSeq, a predicted model, not a curated record
UCUCGUGCGUUGUAAUGCCGUAAAUUCCGGUCACCGGUCUACACGGCGUUACAUGACGUCUCCACGUGUACCACUAUGAGGACGAUGAGGACUAUGAGAACCUCAAAUCACACACCGUUAAAGAAGUUACUAAUAAGCUGAACCUGAAUUGCUGUUGUCUGCGAACGUCUGCCAAGGACAAAAUACGGUUGAGUACUUUCGUGUUUAAGACACCGUGAUAAUGCUGUUAGUAGAGGUCAGUAGUGCUAAGUGCGAUAGCAUUUAGACAAGCAAAAUAGCGAAUUACAAUUUCUUGUGGAGACGUAGGAACGGUAGGAACAGAUACGAAGCGUCCACCUGUCAGCGUGCAGUAUGCGUGUUACGUAUUUUUAUCCUUAAUUUUGUUUUCAUAGUUAUCAUAAUUUAUGUUUUAAAAUAUAUCACGUAUUAAGGCGUUGUGUUUGGUCGUGGAAAGUAUUGUACCGGUUAAAGGUUACAGGGAAUAGAAUAUAUAAAUCGGAUCCUUUUUUAACAUUUGUGAAUUUCAAAAAAAAGUAUUAACUACAUUAAGAAAAGAGUGACAUGAGACUGAGCCUUGAUAUGAGCCGCAUAUGGACUCCUGUACAAGCCACUCCUCAUCCUUCAAAUGUGAGUGGACUGUCUUUCAUCGGAGAGCAAGUGCUACAAGUGUUACAAAAGAAAUGGCAAGAUAGUUACAGCUCCCUGACCAAUGUGACCACCACACCAGCCCACUACAUUCUUAGUACUAGAGAAGGUGGUGCUUUUGAGGAACCCACUCCAGCAUGCAGGAUUCCAGUUGUGUCAGAGCCUAUCACAGAUCUGUGUACAUUGAGGGCAACUAACCCAGCAUCUACAGAGUGGAGAACUAAUACUGUACCUCAGAGUCUGCAAGUAAAUAGCAAACUACCUAUCUCUAAUAUGGAUAUAAGCUCAGCAUUGAAUGUGGAAAAGGUGACAGAUAAUAACACACUUCUGCAUCUACCAUCUCAUCAUCCUAAUAGAGCAACUGGAGCACUGACAAUACCCAUAUCUAAUUCCAAACUUGAAAUAAAUUAUUUGCAUUCUACAACAAACCACAGAGGUCAACAGAACCUUUUUUAUCCAUCUGAUAUUAAAUCUAAUGGAAAUAAGUUGCAGACAUUUGUAUCAUCUUCAGAACUUAACAAGCUAGAGAAUUCAUGUCAAAAGAAAAACUACAUCCAAAAUGCAUUUCCUAAUAAUGUUGAUCAAGAACACGCAAAUGAGGAUACAAGAAUUUGCAGAAUAUACUCACUGAAAGAGAAUGACAGGCCUACAAAAAUCAUUUCAGAUGUUUUUCAAACUGAUAAGCCUACAACAGGUUCAUUUGAGGACAUGUUAGAAAAACUAAAUCAAGCAUAUGAACUUACUCAUAAAACCUUUAUAAAUUUACCUUCGCAGCAUACAAUUGUACAGAAGUCUCCUCUGCAAGGCUGUCACACUGCCAGAGAUACAGCAUUGAGGAAUGAGGAAGAGCGACUAUUACUUUCAUGUGAUAUGUUUGAUGCAGGUGGCGACAGUAUAUUGGAUGGAGCUGCAUCUGAUAAACUAGAAAAUAAAGGUAGUCAAGAUGCAGUACUCAAUAAAGUAGUUACUCAAGAUCCCAAUUAUUUUAUGCCAUUACAGGAUGGUAGCAGUUUUAUGGAAGGUGAUUGCUACAAAGGUGAUGAGUUAUGUGAAAAAUACCCUAGUCAGAAAAAUUAUAGCAGCAUUCAGCCAUUUGUGGCAGUCACAGUAACAGAUGAAGAUCGGGGGUCAUGUGUCUCACAAGAGAAUUUGAACUGUAAUGAGGAUAUAAGAACUGGAAAUAUAGAAAUGGCCAUUCCUGAAGAUGAGAACUGGAAAAGAAGCAACAAAGAUAUAAAUGCUUUAGCAGAUUGGCUUUUACAUGAAGCAGAAUUUCAAAGUAAUUCUUCCACAACUUCAGGAAAGAUUCAUCACAAAUCACAUAAAACUAUCCAACUAAAAUCACAUGUGUCAUCUGAAGAAUUAACUACAAAGACUUCAGAUCACUCACAUUACAAAGAGGCCCCGUCAAGUAAAGCCAUUUGUAUCAAAGAAAAGGAACAUAACACAUUUGUUAAAGGCAGGUAUUACAUGUCCAUGAAAGGAAAGCUGGAAGUACCAGGAGUGUUUCAGAAAAGAGGAAGAACAAAAGUUAAAUUGUGUUCUAAUCAACAAAUAACUUACUCUGAAGUGAACUUAAAAGGGUCAGAGACAGUAGUAUCAAGUAUGAAUACUGAAGAUGUGACUGGUGGUACCUUUGCUUCAAGUGGCAAGAAUAAAAGGAAAACAAUGUUUCAGACCCCAUUCAAGAAAAUAUCUUCCCAAGCAAAGCAGGAUCCAGAAAAAAGUAAAGCACAGAUGGGUAGCUGUAAAGAUUUCAACAUUAUUACUCUAAAUGAUAAUUCAGUUCAAGACAUCAUUUCCAAAGUGCAAACAAAUGGUCUAUUGGAAAUAGGGUUAACAAUUUUAUAUCGGGAAGGCUUCAGCCAGUUGAAUAAACCCAGUGAAUUCUCAGUGUUUGGCCACUGUACUCCUAUGGGGCUCAUGUUGGCUCUUACAGUGCAGCCAGGCUACACAGAUUUUUGCUACUUCAGUGUCAGCGACAAUCACUGGAAAAAUAAAAAUACACCACAAACCUUUAUAUCAUUGCUGUUGAAUGGACGUUGUAGGAAGCUGUGUUAUGAUGCACAAGAACUGAUCAUGUUCCUAGUUGACAAGUAUGGCUUUGAGGCUGAUCAAGUAUGCUUAAAGUGGCUUCUCUUGGAUCCGAAAGUGGGUUGCUGGCUGUUAGAUCCUGAUCAUCCUCCUGGUCAGUUUGCUGAUGCGGUUCAUGCGUUGAGUCUUGGGCUGGAAAAGCCCAGUGCAUCCCCCAACAUGAAAACUGUCGCAUGUCAUCAGCUGCAGCUACUCUCAAGUUUGACAGAGAAACUAUACCAGCAACUGCUAAAACAGAAGUUGUGGAAGAUUUUUGUGGAUAUGGAAAUGAAGCUUUUGCCUAUACUUGCAGUUAUGGAACUUCGGGGUAUCCUUGUUAAUAAAGAAAGGCUGAAGGAAAUGGAAAACGUUUUAGAGAAUCAAAUGAAUAGACUGAAGGAUGCAGCAUAUAGAGCAGCUGGGAAGCACUUUCACAUGAAUUCAGUGCCUCAGCUGAGUCAGAUCUUGUAUGAACAUCUCAAAUUGGACCAGAAAGCUGGAAUCAAAGUGAAAACCACCAUGUCACGUGGAUCCAAAUCUACCUCAAUACCAAUGCUAAAAUUACUCCAGCCAUUUCAUCCCCUCCCAGGAAUUGUGCUGGAAUAUAGGCACUUACACAAACUGAACUCCACAUAUGUAGCAGGGAUGUUACAGCACACCAAAGGAGAUUAUAUCUUCACAACCUGGGAACAGACAGCAUGUGCUACAGGUCGCUUGACAUCUAGUAAUCCCAACCUACAGUCUGUUCCAAAACAGCCCAUUUCAAUAGCUGGUCAGACAGAUGAACAAAGAUCCAUACUACUACGAUCUCCGUUCAUUCCAAGGCCUGGGCACGUACUUUUAGCAGCCGAUUUUCAGCACAUUGAGUUUCGAAUAUUUGCACAUUUGGCUAAAGAUGUGGCCUUGAUUCAGCUUUUUCAUAAGCCCAAUGAUAUCUUUGUAAACUUGGCCCAAAUGUGGCUGAACAGGGGAAGUGCAGUAAUCACAGCUGAGGAUCGUGAGAAGACAAAACGAAUUGUAUAUGCUAUGAUGUAUGGAGCUGGAGCUCAGAAGUUGGCUGAAAUUCUAGAUGUUAAAGGAGAUGAGGCAAACUUCAUCAUCAGUAGUUUUAACAGUAUCUUUCCAGGGUUACAUACAUUCCGUCAACAUGUGAUAGAUGAGUGUCAGAAGCAAGGCUACCUCUGCACUGUUGGUGGGAGACGACGACUUUUCCCAAGUAUUUGCAGUUCCAGUUUCAUAGUUCGGGCUCAUACGGAAAGACAAGCCGUUAAUUUUGUUAUUCAAGGUUCAGCAGCUGACCUGUGUAAAUCAGCCAUGCUGCAGAUAGAGCACAAGCUACAAGAAGAGCAGCUGGCUCACGAUGCACAUCUCCUGCUACAGAUACAUGAUGAGUUGGUGUGGGAGGUGAGCAUUGCUCAGCUCCAAAAUGUCAGAGGUAUAGUGAAGACAGUGAUGGAACAGAGUAAAUCACUUUUUGGGCUCUCAGAAAAAUUUUCUGUCCCAUUGCCUGUUCUCAUUUCCACUGGAGAAACCUGGGCUGACAUGACGCCUUAACCUGUCAGUGACUCAAUAACCUUGACAUAAAUGAAGUUAUAUGUUCUCAAGCUUCAUUGUUUAUCUUCAUCAUCAUAAUAAUUUUGCCUAGUUGGUCUGCACAGUAAAAUGUUAUGUUCUGUGUCAUAUGCCAGGCACAGCUUCAUAUUACUACUUUCAUUGUUAUGUACAGAAAGUUUUACAGAGCUGAAUAUCACAGCAUUUUGGAUGAAGCUGAUAUACAGGGUGUUUCAAAGUUCUAGCUCAAUAUUUAAGGAAGUUUUGGGGGCGAACAUUUGGAGCUGAAAAUGUAAAUAAAAUGUUACCACCAUUAAGUAGUAACACUUUUAUGUUGGUGUUUCCUUGUAUUAUUGUGAUUUAAAAUUUUUAACAAUUAGAAACAGUUCUUUUUAACAUGAUAUGUCACAUGAUCUCUUUAUUUGUAGUUAAGAAAAAGCAAAUUCUGUCCUUUGUACCAUUUUUCAUUUGUCACUUCAGAGUAGCUCUUCUUGUGUACAUUCUGUUCUUGUCAGGAAAUGUACUGUAUGUCAAAGCAAAUGUUCAGAGUGGCCUCCCUCCUCCUGAACACACACCACACAGAGCCAUCAGAUUGAGCCCCCUUGCAGCAACUAAUUGUCUAAGUUGAUUCCUAAUGUUUUUAGUAGUUACCUUAUUGUGAUUAAUUAGAUUAUCAUGAUUCUGAACUUCCAUGGCAUAAACUAUUUCCUUCACGCAUUCCCACAACUUAAAAUCUGUGUGUGUGGGGGGGGGGGAAGCCAGAGAUAAGUGGAUGAUGGAGGCCAGGUGACUGCACAGUUGAACUGCCCAGAACAUUUUUGUGAAGCUUAUUGUGCACUUGAUAUGAAAAAUGGGAGGGACACCAUAAUUUUGAAACCACGUGCUCUUUUGCACCUGUGGAAGUACAUCUUUUGAUAAAAGUUGAAGUAUUUCUUCGAGGAAAUUGACAUAAUCUGGUCCACUUAGAGUAGCCUAAAUAUCCUAUAUUACGUAUGGUCUGAUCACAUAAUCUUUUGCAAAUCUAGCCCACAGCAAAAACAUCAUUCUGUCAGGUGUUGUUAUGGUGUCAUGUCAUUUCUUGGUGGUUUUCCUAAAUCUCUUUUCCCCCCAGGCUUAUGUUGUUAUUACUUCCAUAAAGCAUUCAUUGUUAUCAUGGUGAAGCUUUGUUGUUUUUGAGCUAUGGAGAGUACUACCUACUGUGAUGUAACAAUGUAGUUCAGUAGAAGUUUGUAUACUGGCACCAUCUUCAGAAUUAAAGAAUAAGCAGGAAAUGAUCAAGAAGCAGACUUGCUGUUCCUAUAAAACAUCAGUGAACUUCUACAAAACUACAUCCCACAAGGAAGUACUCUCUUGAUGUCCAGAAUAAUAAUUAGCUCAGAAUGCAGUACCAGAUGUUAAAGUAUAAUGUCUAACAGCAUUUUCCACAGUCCCAUUGUAUUUAUGAAUCACAUGGGGUGAAUGUAUUUAUUGACUGCUUAUACACAUGACUCAGAACUACAAGCAAUUACAGUGCUAUCACUGAUCUACACACUUUACAAAUCACUGCACUAAGCCUCAGUCUUUUAUAGUCUUUCCUACUCAUUGCUUGGUAACAGCUCUCAGUAAUGGAGAUUCUUCAACUUAUGUGCUCAUGCUAUUGCCUGUUCGCUAAUACUACUCACAACUGAACUAAUUGCUUCAACUGCCCUGGUUAUAACAUCUCAGCAAGGACCACAUAGAAAACAUCCCAUUUCCAACAGUAACUAUUGUUGCUUGUGUAUUUGUUGCUGCGGGAACAUGUUUCCCAAGCUGUUGCCCAGAAACGUUCAUUGUUUAGAGAGUCACCACUUAGCAACAGAUCUGUAUUCCAUGUAGCUCCCUCCAUAAGACUGUUUGUCCCAAAUGGCCUACAGGUAUACCACCAUUUCUCCUCUUUUAAGUGCUGUAAUUGGUCUCACCUUCCUCUCUGAAGCUCGGUUUUCAUGGUGUUUGUUCUCCAACUGCUCCCACUGCACCCUCCUUAAGGCACUUGACCCAUGCGGCUCCCUAAUAAGGUUCAAGUCAGUCCAGGUGUAUCACCAUCAUCCUGUUUUUCUGAUUGGUGGUGGCUAAAGUUCCAAGAAUGGUCAGUGCUCCUACAUCCAUUGCUCUUGAUCUGCUGUUAAUGGCUUCUUUUGUUUUGGAGAGUGGCUGACCCUUUCACAGUGUUCUGACAUUCAUAUUUUGAAUACUGACUGCAGACCCGACUGUUCACUUCAUGAUCUCCAGCCCACUGGUUUUCCCGAAGAUGCUGCUGGAUGUGCUCUCCUUCCUCAGACUAGUAGCUGGAUUGCGCCUCAGUCCCUUCUUGCAUUGAUACCUUCCGGUUUCACCUGAAAUCUCUUGCUGAAUAUUCGUCCUUUCUGGGUUCCUUGUGUAAGAUUGUCCUUGCCUGGUCCCUGAUGACCCUGUCCCUUCUGCGAUGCAGGAAUGACAUGGUGGGUCAUCCUUCUGUGGGUGGCAGUCGGCUUCUUCCAGGAUCCAACAUAUCCCUAGGUCCAUUUCUUCAGCUGACUGUGAGACCUUAUAGCUAGAUGGCAGUCCCUGUUCUCCUACUCUAGUGCUCCAAAAGUUGCCACUGCAGUCUGCUCCUUAGGGACCUCAUCUAUAAGCCCCAGUAUUAUUUGUAGCUACAGGGUCACCACAUUGUGUUUACACAUAUAAUUUUAAUCAGCAAGAAAAAAUUAAUAAAUCAUAGUAUAUAAUCAAAGUGGGUGUAUACAUGUAUGUGUUAUGUCUCAUUAGUGUGUCUGCAGUAACUGACCCCAUGGUACAAGGUCUUCAUUGAAAUACUGGUAGUUACUGAGAUGGUAAAGAAAUUGUUUGCUUUUGUGGAAACCAGUUGUUCUUUACUGUGCAGUAAACUCUGAAGUAAUAACACAAAUCCAUAAACACAGUAAAGUCAACCAUUCAGAAGAAAUGUGCAGAAUAUAAGCUAAAGCAGAGAUAAAGAAUUUGCCCUUUUUCCAUUUACUGUUCCAUGAAGGUGUGUAAAUCUGCAUAUAAUUUGUACUGUGGCAUUAAGUAGGUGUGUUCCUUUUGAAUUGUUCCUGAUGUUCUGAAAUACUUGCAUUAUGCUGGUUUACAAGGAUUUAUAGGCGGUUGUCCUGCUUAUAAUUCUUAUAAUUUUGCAUAUUCUCUUUGACCAACUGAAUAGGAAUCUUUUUCUGCCAGUAUUAGUAUUCAUUCAUUCAUUUAUUUAUAGUUCCAAAAAAAUCCAUAGAGGCAUCUGCCUCAGAUAUAGAACAAGU